Pipistrellus nathusii (Nathusius's pipistrelle) is the source of this 558-nucleotide messenger RNA. The record is from the annotation of a GenBank genome assembly. NCBI's taxonomy places the organism in Eukaryota, Metazoa, Chordata, Mammalia, Chiroptera, Vespertilionidae.
AUGGAAACAUCCGAACCACGUGCCGGAAACCAGCUCACGCCGACGCCGGCGCGCCACUCCUUGUCGUUUGGCGCCGAGCUGCCGCCCAUAUCAUCGCGAGACCAGCUCGCCGAAAUGGCCGCGUCCACCCAAGGGCAUUUUGAGUCACUGGACCUUGCAGAAUAUGCUAAGAAGCAGCCAUGGUGGCGCAAGCUGUUCGGGCCAGAAACUGGGCCCUCAGCUGAAAAGUACAGCGUCGCAACACAGCUCUUGAUCGGAGGGGUCACUGGCUGGUGCACAGGUUUCAUCUUCCAGAAGGUUGGAAAGUUGGCUGCAACAGCUGUGGGAGGAGGAUUUUUUCUCCUUCAGAUUGCAAACCAUACUGGCUACAUCAAAAUUGACUGGCAACGAGUAGAGAAGGACAUGAAGAAGGCCAAGGAACAGCUGAAGAUCCGCAAGAGCAACCACUUACCCACAGAGGUGAAAAGCAAAGCUGAGGAGAUGGUGUCCUUUGUGAAGAAGAACGUUCUAGUGACUGGUGGAUUUUUCGGAGGUUUUCUGCUUGGCAUGGCAUCCUAA